Messenger RNA from Rotaria sp. Silwood2, 216 nucleotides. The record is from the annotation of a GenBank genome assembly. NCBI's taxonomy places the organism in Eukaryota, Metazoa, Rotifera, Eurotatoria, Philodinida, Philodinidae.
AUGCCAACAGCAUCCGCAAAAUAUCUUUCACCAUUGGACAAUCCACUGUGGCAUUCAUUUCGAGAGUCUAUUCGAAAUCAACAUCCAUUAGCUGCAGCUGAUAUACCAUUAUUGCUUUCAGAAGCUUUUCAUUCGUUAUCGAAGAAAGAAAUUAAAAAUGCUUGUCGAAAAUGUGGCUUAAUAUAUGGAACUGAUGAAUAUUACGAUAGACCUUAA